Molecule: messenger RNA, 1364 nt
Organism: Drosophila subpulchrella
Lineage: Eukaryota; Metazoa; Arthropoda; Insecta; Diptera; Drosophilidae
Product: keratin, type I cytoskeletal 9
Exons: 2
Coding region: 210-1256 (348 amino acids)
Source: RefSeq, a predicted model, not a curated record
CACAUCGAUGGCUCUCCGCCGCUGACGUCACGGGCCACAGCCGCGUCUAACGGUUGUGCUUGGCGGAUCUCCGGCGGAACUCUUGUAUAAAAACGUUGGGUCGACUGGAGAGUGGCAUCAUUCGCUAGCCGGGAACAGUUCGACGCACAGGUGUCGUCUUUGGUUCCACCUUUUCAACUCAAUUCAAAACCAAGAUCAUCAACGCCGAAAUGAAGGUCUUCAUCUGCCUGUUGGCCACCAUCUGCGCCUGCAAUGCCACCUUUCUGUCCUUUUUGGGAGGCGGCGGUGGUGGAGGAGGAGCUGGAGGAGGCGGGAGCAAGAUCACCUAUAAUGUGAUAGCCACGCCCAGUUCGGGAGGAGGCCAUGGAGGAGGAGGAGGAGGUCAUGGAGGUCAUGACGGUGGUCAUGGCUAUGGAUAUGCCCAGGGACAUGGCUAUGCCCAGGGCGGCGGCGGUGGACAUGGCCAUGGACACGGUGGCUCCUCGCAGAUCAUCAAGGUCAUUCUGCAGGAGGGUCAGGGCUACAGCAACGCUGGAGGAUCAGCCGGAGGCAUUGUGUCCUCGGGUCAUAGUCAUGGUCAUGGUCAUGGUCAUGGUCAUGGCUAUGCCAGUGGUCACUCGUAUGGCCAGGAGCAUGGCUCUCAUGGCGGCCAGCAGGCCCAGAUCUUCAAGAUCAUCGAACAGGCCCCGGCUCCAGCUCCUGCUAUCGUUCCCAUUCCCAUUUCGAUUCCUGCCCCUGCUCCUUCUACCACUGCCUAUCAUGCCUCCUCGGGCGGCUCCAGUGGCUACUCCUACGCCCAUGGACACUCUUAUGGCCAAUCGUAUGCCUCGGGACAUGGCUAUGGUGGAGCCGCAUCCUUCGAUGCCCAGCAGUUCAACGCCAUUCUGCCGCAGAUCCUGCAGCUAGUGCUGCAAGAGGACUCCUUUGGCGGCGGUGGCUUCGGCGGUGGUGGUUCCUCCGAUGUGGCUGCCAUCAACAGCCAGCUGAUCAACACCUACGGCUCCAAGGGCAAGGCCAUCAUCCUGAAGGCUGACCAGGCACAGGGUGAUUACUUCAAGAGCGGCCAUGUGGUGCAGCGCGGCACCCUGAAGGUGAUGCGUGUCCAGGAGCAGCAGUCCCAGGGUGGUGCUGGUGGUGCCAAGUUAGGCUGGAGUUCGGGAGGAGGCGGUGGUGCCCCAUCCGGUGGCUGGAGUUCCGGCAGUGGAGGCUCUUCUGCCGGCGGCUGGAGUAGCGGUGGUCCACCCUCCGCCUGGUAGAUGCACUGCAUCCACUGCCCGCCUAGUUAGUUAGACCAAAUGAAUUUUUUUUUUCGCUAUCCUCUAUUCUAUUGUUAUGUAUUUUUUUUCCUAGGCUUAUUCUUCACA